Spizellomyces punctatus DAOM BR117 is the source of this 3257-nucleotide messenger RNA. RefSeq lists its product as uncharacterized. NCBI's taxonomy places the organism in Eukaryota, Fungi, Chytridiomycota, Chytridiomycetes, Spizellomycetales, Spizellomycetaceae. Gene Ontology annotation, molecular function: protein binding. Bases 761 to 2239 code for a protein of 492 amino acids. The transcript has 3 exons. The record is from RefSeq and is a predicted model, not a curated record.
AUGCCGUCGAGUUUCUUGGUGUCAGAAACCUCGACAUUCCCAAGUAAUCCGUUCUCUGUGUGGUGAAAAUACAAAGAAAGGGCGGAAGAACGCAUUACGACACCGCCUCACCCACUAUCCCAUCAGAGCGUCCUGACUUUGAUGCCCGCCUCACCCACUAGUCCACCAGAGCCGCUCUAACACUAUCCCUGUGGCCAUCCCUAUGUCCUGAUACUGCCUGCACAUGCCCCCAGUGCAUAGCUCAGUCAAGUCCUGUCAAGUAUGUUGGGAGUAGUGAACUUCAGAUAAUCGGACACAUGUCCGAAUGGCACGGCUGGGAUAUAGACACCCCUGGCCAAUGCAUCAGCUCAUGUGAAAGAUGCCUGCUACUCUCAUCGUAGCAGAGCAUCCCUCGUCUCAUCCUGUAGUCCAGCGUCACCUCGUCAAUAGCUCAUUUGAGUGCCCUCUGACUGUCGGGUCCCGCAAUUCCCGACAAAGUGGAUAUCUCCUUGUGUCCUUUGUGUUUGAGCAAGAUCAAAUACACAGCCACCUUGCAAGAGGGGCCCCCUCUAUAAAAGGCCAGGCCGGGGGUCGCGCGGCCACCCCCUCCCACAGCCGGGCACGUAGAGAUUUUCGCCGGACACAACGAAGCGAUUGGCCUGAAGAAGACUAACCAUCUUGCUCGACUUGAUGUCCCUAACCGCGCUUGGGUUCCUUGCGUGGCUCUGAUUCACAAACCUUUACGGAUUAGUGGAAGACAAACUUCAGGGGUUAGCAUAUCAUGCUUUCCCUGAGCGAACUUCCGCAUAUCGUCCUUAUGAGCAUCGCGCGGAACUUAUCUCUCGCGGACUUGGUUCAUCUGCGCUCCUGCGCAAGGGCUUUGCGGAGACGCCUCUCCAUUGCGGAUAGACGGCUCCAUGGCCUGAGUUUGAUAUUUGCAGAGCUGGAGCGGAUCUUUAUUUUGCCGUCCACGUUGCAACAAUAUGACGACAUAGAGAAGACCUACGACGCUCUACAAGGGUUUCUCUCAAAUUUGUCCUACAAGCGGACACCCCUUGGCUGCGAAGUACUUUUCGAGGAGUAUGAUGACAUCGAGAUCGACGUAGGGUACAGGUUUCUUGAGAGAUAUUGGCGGUCUACCGUCAGGGUUAUGGACUUCAUCGAUCCGUCAAAAUCGGUCUACCUUACCGGUGUGAGUCGAUUAUCAUGGAGCAGUGCAGGUCAAGAGCGGCUGGCUUACGAGGAUUGCGCCAUCUACAUGCACAUCGCUGAUGGGCAAUACGCACUGGUGUAUCAAGGAACGGAGGGCAGCUUCCCUGGGGAGGCUCGCUCCGCAUUGCCUACAGUCGCAAAGCAACUACAUACUACGCAUAAAGAGCUAGCAAAGGUUCUUGGAAGAGCCUUGUCAGCUUUCGCAGAGUCUUCCAUCCAUACCGGUACCGGUGUUGGGCAGCAUCUGAAUUGGUCGGAGAUGCAGCCAAAAGUCCUGGAAGAGCCCGAGGAUUUUGUCAUCGAAUAUGACUUGCAGCGGAAAAGGCUGACCGCUCACCUACUCAAGGGCUUGGAGGAACUGCGGCCGCGGUUGGAUGACACCCAUAGUAGGCUGUGGAACUGGAUACGGAGUCAAGUCGAUCUGAAAAAAGCUGAAUCACAUAUAUUCUUUUUCCGAGGAAUCUUUCGGGCUCUUCACGACAAUUGGUGUCUAUUUCACGAUACAAACUUAGCACAAGAUACCCGUUCGGAAGCUUUUGCCUUCGAUUGGGUCAAGAACAACAUCGUCUUCACGUCCUUCAGCUGCAACAAAAUAGCGCCAACAAAGACUUGGCCUCAUCCCGUUGAGAAACUCGAAGUGACUUUUACUGUGAACGGCUCAAAAAAUCCAGUCACCUUCCAAAGACUUCUCUGUUGCCCUGAUCGCAAUGGAGGCUGGAACGAACUGGUCUGCUGGUCUGACCAGAUUCGGUGUCAUCUGUUCGAGGCAGUGGCGAAGACUACGAGCCUCACUCUCGUUAUUGGAGCGCAUUCGCUGGCGUUUAGAGACAUUGCGGGGUGCAGCGAGACAUGGCGGAACGCUGAUGUCUUCAUGCUUGUGAUCGCUGCGGUAGCUCUGAGCUUUGUAGCUUGGCCACCGACACCAUUCGAGCUGCGACGUGUUUACGUUGAAGGUGAAAAUGAGACCUUACUGGAGAUUCCACUUGAGCCUCCUCUGCGAGUGCAACCAAUUUCCCCCACUACAAGGAACUUAAGCACGGUAGAUUGACUUCUAUUCAUAUAGAGGUCAUAUACGGAACCAACGAGUUGAUACUUAAGCGCCUUGCCUUCACAGGCUGUAGAAUCAGUUCUAGGUGAACGAAGGACACGAGGAAGUUUCGGGAAUAGACUUUCAAAAGAAUUUCUCUGCGGUACUGUUUAAUAGACCUGGUGCGCAUCUGCUACUUUCUUGGAGACCGAGCAUGCAAAGCAAGAAUAAAUGAAAUUACGGAAUGCCGUUAUUUGAGCGGGAGCGCCGUCUUUCCUUUGAACCGGCCGCGUGUUGUUAAGGCAAAUAGAGCCGCCCGAUAUAUUUCCGCUAAUCUCGUUUUGAAUGUGUUUGAAGUAGCUUCUGGACUCGGAAGCCAGUAUGAAGAGGCCGAGACGGGCAAAGCCGGGCGGUGACAGAGCGGGGUAAAUGCGCUGUUGCAGUGCAUGACAAAAGAGGUUCUCGGAUGCAGGACACGCAGAAGGCAGCGUAUUUUCUCGCGGGCAAGGCGGGGUCAUGAUGACAGACGCACCAUGGACAAGUUGAGCCAUUCCUCACACCUUCCACACCUCUGACGCGCAUGUAAAUUACUGUACAAAAAGAACAUGCCGGAUAUUUCUGCAAUAACUCUAGCUUUUACCGACUUCUCCAUUGCCUUUCGGUUAGGGUUAUCCACAUCCCGCUGCUUUCCUUCUCGAUCUCGCAUCUCGCCUCGUACGGAUGUAUUCGUUCACUGGGAUACCUCGACCCCUUCGUCGGUACAGGAACAACGAUGAUGGCGGCUAUGGAAUGUGCUCGAAAUAACAUCGGGGUGGACCCAUGUCAGCCAUACAAAUAUUGGCUCAAGGAGAAGGUUGAACCCGGUAGCGAGUCCAGGGAAAUGACGGAUAUGAAGUUGUGGGUUACGUCCUUCACACGUGAUGACCGUUUUCAAAAUGUGGUUGGUCGAAAAGAGGUCAAAAAAUUGCGGUUUGAGUUUUUGACCACUUUCUGACUAUUUUGUUCCCGGCCACCAGAGCGUCCUGACUUUGAUGCCCAC